Molecule: messenger RNA, 1710 nt
Organism: Macrobrachium nipponense
Lineage: Eukaryota; Metazoa; Arthropoda; Malacostraca; Decapoda; Palaemonidae
Product: U6 snRNA-associated Sm-like protein LSm4
Exons: 4
Coding region: 145-555 (136 amino acids)
Biological process (GO): mRNA splicing, via spliceosome; P-body assembly; nuclear-transcribed mRNA catabolic process
Cellular component (GO): P-body; U6 snRNP; spliceosomal tri-snRNP complex
Molecular function (GO): U6 snRNA binding
Source: RefSeq, a predicted model, not a curated record
CAAAAGUACCAUACUGAUUACUGAAGAAGAAGAAGAAGAAGAAGCGACUAGGCGCAGAGGUUGCGGUAAACGUUUCAACUUGAAAGUGUCAUGGGGUAUUGAAGUGUCGUUGAUAAAUACUACCCACUAUAAUACAACUUCACAAUGCUACCCUUGUCUCUACUGAAAACGGCUCAAAACCAUCCUAUGUUGGUGGAACUUAAGAAUGGCGAGACUUAUAAUGGCAACUUAGUGUCUUGUGAUAACUGGAUGAAUAUUAAUCUAAAAGAUGUCAUCUGUACAUCUAGGGAUGGUGACAAAUUUUGGAGGAUGCCAGAGUGUUAUAUACGAGGGUCUACAAUAAAAUAUUUGAGAUUGCCUGAUGAAGUAAUAGAUUUGGUAAAAGAGGAGGUAAUUGCAAGAGGCCGUGGACGAGGUGAAACCAGAGGUCGUGGUGGUCCUGGACGAGGUCGCGGAGGCCCAGGAAGGGGUUUUGGUGGACGGGGCCGUGGUGGUCCUGGUGGCAGAGGUGGACCAGGACGAGGUGGUAUGAAAAAGAAGGAAGGUUUUAAAUAGGCAGGUAUGCUUAGAAAUUGCGAAAUGUAAUAUAAGAAUUUUAUAUUUAUUAUGUUGUCUUGUUGAAAUACUAUAUUUCAUAAAGAAUAGACGAGUUAGACAAUUUGGCAAAAAAUUUUCUCUUGAAUAUUUGGCUACGAGUUCAUUUUUAGCUAUGCAAAAGAAUUACAUCGUUGGUUCAGUUUGGUCACACUAGGAGAGAUUUGUAAGUCUACAACUAAUAUUUUGUGCCUUGGAAUAACUUGGCAUUUAGUGAAGUCCAUUUUAACAUGGGUAGGAUAUUUUACCCUUCAAGUCUUUGAUGGCAAUGUGCACACAUUUUUCCGUUGCUAAAAAAUUAUGCAUUAUUUAAUUUAAUGAAAAUGCUGGCCUUUUUUUGUAGGACAUUAACUAACAUUAUGAGUGUCAGAGUUCACUUGCAUAAGUGAUGUUUUACAAAUUUGACUAUGUAGCAGACCUUUGCUUUAAUUAAUAUUUAACUAACAUUUUUGUUGAAAUCUUUAUUUUACAAUAUCUUGAUGUAAUCUUUUGUAUUGAGCCAAUAUGACUGCGAGUGUUGAAACAAUUUCAUCAAGGAAAGCAGUCUGUAGCAUACAGAUGAUUUGCUGAAGGACUGCGACUGUCAGUUAUUUAGAUUUUCAAUUUUUAUCCAUUGCUAAAGAUGCAGUGAGUUGAAGAGGUACUUGUCAUCAUAUUAAUUUUGAUGUAUUUUGUGUUAUGCUGGUCAGGUGCUGCAAAAACUAGUUGAUUAGAAGGUUAUGUGGUCUGAAGUUUGCCAGUUUAUUAACUAUUUUGGAGUUAACUACUAUGUUAUCAUUUUCAUUUUCUCAAUAGCACUGCAUAUUAAUGGGAAAUUGUAUGCAACAGUAUAUGUAUUUGGGAAAAUUAUAAGAAACCUUUUGUUGAUAUAAUAUUUUGGUUAUUUUAAUAUCUUAUAUUGACCACCCUCUUUUUCCCAUAGAUUUCUCACCAUAACAAUUCUCCUUGUUUUUUGGUUACGCUGUGAGGUUCCAGAAAUUAAUUUUUUCACGUCAAAGAUAGAUUGUUCUUAGAAUUAAUUAUGAGAGAUGCUUUUAGAUAUAAUGUGAAUCUUAUAAUGCUAUCAUAGUAUUGUUGCAGAAGAAAAUGAAAAAUUUAUUAAACAUUUCCUUUGUC